AUGCCAUCUCUUCCCCCAGGUUCAAGACGUGAGAAGCUGGAAGAUUACUCAAGGACAUGGGCUGGGGUGUCUUGGGAUGAGAGAAAGAUCAAAUCUCUGGAUGGAACGAGACUCUCCGUGGCCGUCGCACGUCCGGAAAUCCUUUCUGCAUCUGCGCAAGACAAACGCAAACAAGUUGUUGUGCUUUACUUCCAAGGAAAUGGCGCAUCCAUCCCUCCUCGGACACCGAUGCUCUCAAACAUCCUCAGAGCUGCGGCAAAGGAAUCACCACAUGACUGGACCUUGCUCGCGCUGUCUUACCGUGGGUAUUGGACAUCCUCUGGACGUGCUCAUCAAAGAGGUAUCGAACAGGAUGCACAAGCUUUUGUGACUUGGGCAGUGCAGAACUAUGGUCAGGAUCCUGGCAACACCGAAAUGAUCCUCUGGGGCCAAAGCAUCGGAUCAGGAAUUGCUGCAUAUGCCGCAUCAAAACAUUCGGAAUCGUCACAGACCACUGAUGUUGCUCGAAUAUCCCGCCUCGUGCUGGAAACCCCCUUCGUCAGCAUCAAGAGUAUGCUUGCAGCCAUUUACCCAGAUUGGUGGGUACCCUACAAGCACCUUUGGCCAUUCCUCCGCAGCUGGUGGGAUAGUGAAGAUGCUCUGCGCAAGAUCGCCGAAUCAUCUUACCCACCAAAAGUGCUAAUGGUCGUCGCCUCCGGAGAUGAGAUUGUUCCUCGAGUUCAGGCCGACCAAUUGGAAACCCUUUGUAGAGACCUACGACUGGAUGUUACCAGGAAAGAUGUCCUUGGUGCUUUGCAUACUCAAGCAAGUACUCUCGAGCAGGGCAAGAGGGUCAUCUCGGAUUGGAUGGCAGAUCGCCAAAUCCACUGA
Messenger RNA from Aureobasidium uvarum, 870 nucleotides. NCBI's taxonomy places the organism in Eukaryota, Fungi, Ascomycota, Dothideomycetes, Dothideales, Saccotheciaceae. The record is from the annotation of a GenBank genome assembly.